Molecule: messenger RNA, 2627 nt
Organism: Suncus etruscus (white-toothed pygmy shrew)
Lineage: Eukaryota; Metazoa; Chordata; Mammalia; Eulipotyphla; Soricidae
Gene: PAPSS2
Product: 3'-phosphoadenosine 5'-phosphosulfate synthase 2
Exons: 12
Coding region: 254-2101 (615 amino acids)
Biological process (GO): sulfate assimilation; 3'-phosphoadenosine 5'-phosphosulfate biosynthetic process
Molecular function (GO): ATP binding; adenylylsulfate kinase activity; sulfate adenylyltransferase (ATP) activity
Source: RefSeq, a predicted model, not a curated record
CCUGCGAGUUGGGAACCGGGCCGGGGACCCCGCCCAAGGCGGCGGCUGGGUCCCCAGGGCUGGGCGCCGCUGGCAGGGCCGACGGGGCGGAGAGGAGGGCGGCUGGAGGAGGAGUGAUCGGAGAGGGGCUGGUCAUGGGAAGUGCGACGUGUCUGCGGAGCCUUCUUAUACCUCCUUCCCUUCCCGGGGAGCCGCUCAGCCGCCUGUGCCUCGCUCCUCUGCGCCCCCGGAGCCUGUUGCAGCGCCUCCAGCCAUGUCGGGGGUCAAGAAGCAGAAGACGGAGAAUCAGCAGAAAUCCACCAACGUUAUCUACCAAGCCCACCAUGUGAGCAGAAACAAGAGAGGGCAGGUGGUUGGAACACGGGGUGGAUUCCGAGGGUGCACAGUUUGGCUGACAGGUCUCUCUGGUGCUGGAAAGACAACAAUCAGCUUUGCUCUGGAGGAAUACCUGGUCUCCCAUGCCAUCCCGUGCUACUCCCUUGAUGGGGACAAUGUCCGUCAUGGCCUCAAUAAAAAUCUUGGCUUCUCUGCUGGAGACAGAGAAGAAAAUAUCCGACGGAUUGCUGAGGUGGCCAAGCUCUUUGCAGAUGCUGGCCUGGUCUGCAUCACCAGUUUUAUUUCUCCUUUUGCAAAGGACCGCGAGAAUGCCCGCAAAAUUCACGAAUCAGCAGGACUCCCGUUCUUUGAAAUAUUUGUAAACGCACCCCUGAACAUUUGUGAAAGCAGAGACGUGAAAGGCCUCUACAAACGGGCACGGGCUGGGGAGAUCAAAGGAUUUACAGGUAUUGAUUCUGAUUAUGAGAAACCUGAAACUCCUGAGUUGGUACUUAAAACCAACUUGUCUUCGGUGAGUGACUGUGUCCAGCAGGUUGUAGAGCUGCUGCAAGAGCAGAACAUUGUACCUCACACUGUUAUCAAAGGCAUCCAUGAGCUCUUUGUGCCGGAAAACAAGCUCAGUCAAGUUCGGGCUGAGGCAGAAUCUCUCCCUUCAUUGCCCAUUACCAAGCUGGAUCUUCAGUGGGUGCAGGUCUUGAGCGAAGGCUGGGCAACCCCCCUCAAAGGUUUCAUGCGAGAGAAGGAGUACUUGCAGGUUAUUCACUUUGACACCCUGCUAGAUGACGGAGUGAUCAACAUGAGUGUCCCCAUCGUACUGCCUGUCUCCACGGAUGAUAAGAAGAGGCUGGAAGGGUGCAGCAAGUUUGUCCUGAUGUAUGGUGGGAAAAAGGUCGCCAUCUUGCAGGACCCUGAAUUCUACGAACAUAGAAAAGAGGAACGUUGCUCCCGUGUAUGGGGGACAACGUGUGCAAAACACCCUCAUAUCAAAAUGGUGAUGGAAAGUGGGGACUGGCUGGUUGGUGGAGACCUUCAGGUGCUGGAGAGGAUCAGGUGGAAUGAUGGAUUAGACCAGUACCGACUCACUCCUGUGGAGCUCAAACAGAAAUGUAAAGAAAUGAAUGCAGAUGCAUUGUUUGCAUUUCAGUUGCGCAAUCCUGUGCACAAUGGCCAUGCCCUGCUGAUGCAAGACACCCACCGCCGGCUCCUGGAGAGGGGCUACAAGCACCCUGUCCUCCUGCUUCACCCUCUGGGUGGCUGGACCAAGGAUGACGAUGUGCCCCUGGACUGGCGGAUGAAGCAGCAUGCUGCCGUGCUGGAGGAAGGGGUCCUGGAUCCCAAGUCCACCAUUGUUGCCAUCUUCCCUUCGCCCAUGCUCUAUGCUGGUCCCACAGAGGUUCAGUGGCACUGCAGGGCCCGUAUGAUUGCAGGGGCCAAUUUCUACAUUGUGGGGCGGGAUCCUGCAGGAAUGCCCCAUCCUGAGACCAAGAAGGACCUAUACGAGGCCACGCAUGGGGGAAAGGUCUUGAGCAUGGCCCCUGGCCUCACCUCUGUGGAAAUCAUUCCUUUCCGAGUGGCUGCCUACAACAAAACUAAAAAAUCCAUGGACUUCUAUGACCCGGAAAGGCACAACGACUUUGACUUCAUCUCAGGAACUCGGAUGAGGAAGCUUGCACGGGAAGGAGAAAAUCCUCCAGAUGGUUUCAUGGCUCCCAAAGCCUGGAAGGUCCUGACAGAUUACUACAGAUCCCUGGAGAAGAACAACUAAAACCAUCCUUGACACCAGUGAUUUUUUUUUUCCUGAAGUGCUCUUUUAUAGGUCCUUUUCUAUUUUUUGUGAUUAGAUGCUUUGUACCCAGUUGCUUCUCGAUUUUAUUUUGUAAUUAGAGUUUUACAAUGAGAUCAACAAAAGUGCCUUCCUGUGAUUUCAAUGCAAUUUCACUGAAGAUACUCAAACAGAAGAUCAGAUCUUGGCAGGUCAAAGUAAUCCAGUGACUUCAGAGUAAAGUUGUUUCUACUACAUCUGAGCUGGUAGGUCCCAGAUUUCUCAAAAACUUGAGGUGCCUAGUUGACUAGCCAAGAAGUAAAGCGUAUUUUCCAGCUUGUGUACUGCCAACCCAAACUCUGGAUAUCAUUCACCAUUAGUAAAAUAGAUGAGCAGCCUUUCUUCUGUACAACAAUUUUUUUCCUUCACCUUUCAAGAGGUGCAGCUCAUUCAUCAUCAAGUUCUUGAUAAUACUUUUCAUCCAUGUGUAAAAACAGGGUAUACUGUUCUCUUAUGUACUGACCAGUCU